Messenger RNA from Anopheles arabiensis, 668 nucleotides. RefSeq lists its product as uncharacterized. The transcript is spliced from 2 exons. The record is from RefSeq and is a predicted model, not a curated record. The coding region runs from base 120 to 527 and encodes 135 amino acids. NCBI's taxonomy places the organism in Eukaryota, Metazoa, Arthropoda, Insecta, Diptera, Culicidae.
GCAGUUGACAGUUUAUUUUUGGUACAGCAUUGACGCAGUGGCUUUUAGCACACAACAGCAGAAACGAAUUGAACGCCAGCACUACACGAAGCUAUACAAUCGUUCAAAUUGCGAGAAAAAUGUUCCGUUCACUGUUGGCACCUUUUAACAAAUGCUGCUCCGGAAGCCCGGAAGAUGCCGCCGAGGAUGAGCCACAGGCGCAUGAUGAUUUGACUCAAGCGGUACCACCAAACAUUGAAGUUGAUGAAAUCACACCUUCCAGAGCGAAACGCAUGCGGGAAGAUGAAGGAGACAAUUUGAGCGUAGCUGGUUGCGUCGAAAUGCGCAAUUGGCACAAAGAUCAAAAGCAGGAAUCUCCCAUUGUGCAAGAUGCUGCCGUUCCGGAAGGCCAAUCUAUUCACAAGAAAAUCAAACCGUCGGAAGAAUUCGAAAUGAUGGAAAUGCAGUCUGGCAAAGUAGCGACGUUGGCGACCGAGAACAUCCCGACGUCGGUGACUGUUGCGCAGGAUGCCAAUGCGGAAGGGUAAAGGCGUUUCGGCUUCAAUCAACACAGAAAAGCAUUGCAGAAUUUUUGGAAAUGGUUACACCAUUUAUUAACAUUCUAGAACUGCAUUCAUCUGCGAUCAUAAAUUCGUUGUCAUUCCUCAAAGGAAACAUACUAUGAAAUA